AUGCCACCCUCUGAAGAUCUCACCGACGAGGUCGAGGCCAUCAACUCCAUCUACGGCGACGGCACGCUCGUGCUUGCCGAUGGCGAGCACAGCGGCGGUGGCGGGGGUGAUGGCAGUGGUACGCUCGCCAAUCUGGCCAUUCCCAGGUCUGCAGACGACGUGGCUGGUGCUAGCGCUGGUGACGGCAAUGGCACAGACGGUACCACGGGAGCCUCGACGGCGCAUCACCCGCCAGUCGUUCUCGGUGUGCAAAGCGUGGGCGACACGGCGGGCCACCGGCGACCCGGUGCGGCAGCACACGACGCCGAGCAGUUUGGUGCCGCUCUGGCCACGGCAUUCCAGGAAGGCCAAGUCUGCCUAUUUGACGCCGUCGAGGAAUUUCUCCGACAGAAGGGCGAGGAGGUAGAGGAGGGCGUGCACAACGAAGCAGCUGCGGACGACGACCGGGCUGCAUCUCCACCAUCUCCACGACCGUCAACAGCACAGCAUCUGACAGAACCGCCGCCGUGGGUCACGGCCGAGCCCGUCGUCGAGCUCAAGUCGACGUUUCUCGCGCGCUGUGCAGCCGUGCGCUCGCCUGCCCAGGCAGCCGCGUUCAUCCAGCACCUCAAGGACACGGACCGACGCGUGCGGACGGCAACACACAAUAUGACGGCGUGGCGGAUACGAGAUGAAGGGACGGGCGUAACGUACCAAGACUGCGACGACGACGGCGAAACGGCGGCCGGCGGGCGCUUGCUGCACCUGAUGCAGCUGAUGGGCCUGUGGAACGUCGUCGUCGUGGUCACGCGCUGGUACGGCGGGCACAAGCUGGGCCCGCGGCGAUUCGCGCUGAUCAACCAGGCGGCGCGCGAUGCGUUUGUGCAGGCAGGCCUUGUGGCCGUGGCCGAGCCAGGAAAGAAGAAGAGGUGA
Molecule: messenger RNA, 912 nt
Organism: Sporothrix brasiliensis 5110
Lineage: Eukaryota; Fungi; Ascomycota; Sordariomycetes; Ophiostomatales; Ophiostomataceae
Product: impact family protein
Exons: 2
Coding region: 1-912 (303 amino acids)
Biological process (GO): regulation of translational initiation
Cellular component (GO): cytoplasm
Source: RefSeq, a predicted model, not a curated record